GUCGAAUCAGUUGUUUGCCAAAAUGGCGUCCCGCAGUGGUGGUGAUCUCUCGAAGUUGCGCGUUGUUGAUUUAAAGGAGAAGCUAUCAGAGCGCGGAUUAUCAACAUCAGGAUUGAAGGCCGACCUUGUGAAACGGCUCCAGGCCGCGAUAGACGAAGAAAAUGAGGUGACUCCAGCGCAGGAAGAAAGCAUGGACACUGAAGAAGACUCGCAGGGUGCCCAGGAAGCCCCUGGCCUUGAGCAAGAAGAUGCGUCAGUUGAAAAGCCCGAAGACAAGGAGCUCUUGGAACACCAGAAGGAGGUAUUGGGGAAGGAGCAGGUGCGACUGCUCGAGGAAGAGAAGGAGCUCCUUGGGAAGGCACAGCAGCAGCAGAUCAUGCUCGAAGCUGAGAAGCAGCAAAAGAUCCUGGAGCAAACACGCAUUCUCGAGGAGGAGAGGCAGCACAGGCUUCAGCAGCAGCUGUUCCCCGUGACCGAGCAGGUUGUGGCCCACCAAGUGGUGACCACACCAGCAGUGCUUGUGACUCCGGCUGGUAGCCCGCUUGCUGUGGCCACAGCCAAGGCUGCGGCGGCCUCUGCCCCCGCUGCACCCAUGGUGCUGGCGACAGCCGCCACGGCCAUGUCCCCCAUGGCAGCAGCCAUUCCCCAGCAGGCCACGGUGCUGGCACCGGUGAGCCUGGUGGGUACAGCACCCGUUGCAGCAGGUCAGGGCACUACCAUCCUGGCACCUGUUGUGGUGACCCCUGUUUCCGCUGUGGUGCCCCCGCCACCACCACCACCACCGCCGCCACCACCGCCGCCACUUCCCCCACACCCUGCCUCAUCACCAGGUGGCGUGACCCCCAUGGGAGUCAUGCCACAACCCCCACAAGCACCACCUGGUCUGCCAGGUCCUGGUGCUGUGCCACCACCACCACCACCACCACACCUCCCACCACAGGGAGUGCGCCCUCCAGGGUUGCCCCCACCCGGCAUACCGCCUCCUCCAAGGGGUGCCCCUCCCAGGGGUCCACCACCAGGAGUACCUCCACCGGGAGUACCCCCACCGGGAUUGCCACCGCCAGGACUGCCCCCACCGGGAGUACCGCCACCGGGGGUACCGCCACCUGGAGUACUGCCACCAGCUCAACCUCCAACUGGCACUGGGGGACAGAGAACUGGUCCUGCACUGCCGCCACCACCACCACCUCCUGGCAUGCUCUCGGGGGACAAGAUGGACACAACAGCACCUGGCACAGAAGUGUCCAACGUGGAAAUCCCUCAAGUAAUCGAGGAGAUCUUUGCCAACACAUCUGAACGAGCUCAAGAACUGGCCUUGGCACCACCAGAGCCUCCUGCCGAGAAACCAGCACCCAAGAAACCACAGCCACCCAGUAAGCCUAGACUUGUGGCCAUGGAUGAAGGGGAUGAUGAAGAUGACGAAGAGCAAGAAGGGACCAAGGUGCCCUCAGAGUCCAAGAACAAGAAGAAGAAAAAGAAGAAGAAGAAACGCGCCCAGCGAAAGCAGCAGCAGCAGCAGCAACAAAAGCAGGAUGAUGCUGCAAAGAAAGCUGGUGAGAAGGAAGGCGACAAGACAGAAAAAGAGGAUGUAGACGUGGAGUAUGUUCAGGAGACAAUAGAUACCAAGGACCCGUACUACUACCAGUUUCUGCUCAUCUUUGAGAAGUUCAAGCUUCAAGAGCCGGAGAAGCCCAAGACUGAAACUGGGCCUGUGACUGAUCCAGCAGCUGUUGCACAGAGGCUUUUGGAGCGCAAAAAGCCAGCUGACUUGGAUGAGAAGGAUGAUGAUGACAUGAAAAUAGAAGACAAGCCGAAGCUGUCAAAACGUAAGCUGAAGAAGCUGAGCAGAAUGACCAUCGCUGAGCUGAAACAGAAGGUAAUCCGGCCAGAAUUGGUGGAGAUGCAUGACGUGACUGCCAAGGACCCAGUACUUCUCCUCCACCUAAAGUCGUCACGGAACACGGUGCCUGUGCCCCGUCACUGGUGCUUCAAGCGCAAGUACCUGCAGGGCAAGAGAGGCAUUGAGAAGCCACCCUUUGACCUGCCUGGCUUCAUCAAGAAGACGGGCAUCAUGGAGAUGCGGCAGGCCCUCCAAGAAAAGGAAGACCAGAAGACAAUGAAGGCCAAGAUGCGUGAGAAAGUGCGUCCCAAGCUGGGCAAGAUCGACAUUGACUACCAGAAGCUACACGAUGCUUUCUUCAAGUGGCAGACCAAGCCUCGCAUGACCAUGCACGGGGAUCUCUACUAUGAGGGCAAAGAGUUUGAGACACGCCUCAAGGAGAAGAAGCCUGGCGACCUCACUGACGACUUGCGGAUCGCUCUGGGAAUGCCCACUGGUCCAAAUUCCCACCGGUGCCCUCCACCAUGGCUUAUUGCCAUGCAGAGGUAUGGGCCGCCCCCUUCGUACCCGAACCUCAAGAUACCAGGCCUCAACGCUCCAAUUCCAGAUGGUUGCUCCUUUGGGUACCAUGCUGGUGGCUGGGGUAAACCACCUGUGGACGAGAUGGGCAGACCACUGUAUGGUGAUGUGUUUGGCACGCAGUCGUCUGACUCCACGAGCAACAUGGUUGAUGAAGAGGUGGAUCGCACACUGUGGGGUGAACUUGAGAGUGAGUCUUCAGAGGAGGAAGAAGAUGAGGAUGAAGAUGAAGACGAGGGUGUGGAAGAUGAAACUGGCUUGGUGACUCCCGCGGAGGGCCUGGUGACACCGAGCGGCUUCAGCUCAAUACCGGACGGAGUCGAAACACCCGACAUGAUUGAGCUGCGAAAGCGCAAGAUCGAGUCGGAGAUGGAAGGUGGGGACACCCCAGCUCUGUACACCAUCCUACCCGAGAAGAAGUCGGAGAGGGUGGGCGCUGCCAUGAUGGGCUCGACGCACGUCUACGACAUGAGCGCAGCAAUGGUGAAGGGCCCCAAGAUGCCGACUGCAGUGGCGGGGACAGCCAAGCAGUCUGGAGGUGUGGAGAUCGCGCUGGACCCGAGUGAGCUGGAGAUGGACUCGGCCGCCAUGGCGGCCCGUUAUGAACAGACGUUACGUGAGCAGCAGUCUCACCUUGCCAAGGAGGACCUCAGUGACAUGGUGGCCGAACAUGCGGCACGGCAGAAGAACAAACGGAAAAAGCAGCAGCAGGACACCACCAAAACAGCGAAGAAGUACAAGGAGUUCAAGUUUUAAAAGUGGCCCAUCACACUUUCCCUGUGCACCCUCAUCUGUUAAAAAUAAAACUAUCAUUUCCCACUGUGUAAA
Dermacentor silvarum is the source of this 3247-nucleotide messenger RNA. RefSeq names its product splicing factor 3B subunit 2-like (gene Sf3b2). The record is from RefSeq and is a predicted model, not a curated record. NCBI's taxonomy places the organism in Eukaryota, Metazoa, Arthropoda, Arachnida, Ixodida, Ixodidae. Gene Ontology annotation, cellular component: catalytic step 2 spliceosome; U2 snRNP; U12-type spliceosomal complex. Gene Ontology annotation, biological process: mRNA splicing, via spliceosome.